CAGUGGAAUAAAUGGAAUGAAACAGCUCUUAAAUCAAUUUUGGAAGUAUAGAGAAAGAUUAAAUUUCCGAUAGCGAAGGCAGUUCCAAUCCAAUUUGCAUAUCGAUUAUCGAACAUAAUAAUUAAUUUAUGAAAUUUUCACAUCAGACCGCAACUGCGUUGAAAAAUUUCGAAUUGUUUUUCUAAUAUUGAGAAAGUAACAAAUUGUACACGUCCCAAGAGUUUGCUUUAAAGUAGCAUUGCCAGAAACGAGUAAUACCUACAUAUAUGGAUAUAUAAGAAUAUUUCACAUAAUGGCAGCCACGCGUUGCAAACUCGACAUAGCCAAAAAUAAUAGCGCUUACGACAAAAAUAACAGAGCUUACGACAAAAAUAAUAGCGCUUACGACUAAAAGAAGAGCAUAGGGAUAGCCAGGCGAGAGUUUCAUGUUUUUCAAUUUACUCAAAUUGAUAUUAAACGUGGUUUUAAGCUCAGUGGCAAUUAAUAAUGAAUACCGAGGAAGAGCCAGAAGUACUUUGGACGAUAAGCAACAUUAAUAUGGUGCCAGUAAUUGUGGCUGCCAUAAUUGGUUUGAUUUUUAUUGCGCUUUUUGUUAUUCUACGUAAACGUUCAUCAGCUAGGCGUGAUUUUCUCCUAACGGGCUUAAGUGAAUCUGGCAAGAGCGCUAUUUUUAUGCGUUUAUUACAUAAAAAAUUUCCUGACACCUACGUAUCGGUAAAAGAAAACAUGGGCGAAUAUAAAUCCGGUGGCUUAGCGGGGAGGAUUAUAGAUAUACCCGGCCAUUACAGAGUCAGAAAUAAAUGCUUUGAUCAAUAUAAGCGGACAGCGAAGGGUAUUAUAUUUGUGGUAGAUUCCGUGACCAUUCAAAAGGAUAUACGUGACGUAGCUGACGCUUUGUACACAAUUUUAUCGGAUAUCGCAACAGUACCUUGUUCAUUUUUAGUAUUAUGUAGUAAACAAGAUCUGGCUACCGCUAAAUCUGUAAAAGUACUCAAACAGUUACUUGAAAAAGAAAUGAAUUUGGUCCGUGGCACGCGUGGUAAAUUGGAAGUAUUGGGAGAAAAUGAAACCAAUAAAGCUACUUAUUUAGGCAAAAAUGGGAAAGACUUUGAAUUUUCUCAUCUACCACAGAAUAUACAAUUUUACGAGUGUUCAGCCAAAGAAGAUCAACUAAAUCAUUUAACUGAUUGGCUCGACAGAAUGUUGUAGACGGGUGUUGUCUGAUACUGCUGCAUAUUAGGGUAGGAGCACUUCCCAUAUUUUUUAUACAAUUUGUAAAACUGCAAUAAUUAUAAUUAAAGGACGU
Molecule: messenger RNA, 1306 nt
Organism: Glossina fuscipes
Lineage: Eukaryota; Metazoa; Arthropoda; Insecta; Diptera; Glossinidae
Gene: SrpRbeta
Product: signal recognition particle receptor subunit beta
Exons: 4
Coding region: 487-1209 (240 amino acids)
Source: RefSeq, a predicted model, not a curated record